CUGGAGGAGAGCAGGUGGCCAAGGUCUUCUUCUCACAGAGCGGUAAGGUGGCGGUAACAGCGGCCUUUCAAUUAGUGUGGAUGUACACGGCAGAGCUCUUCCCUACCAAGUACCGUUCAUUAGCUGUGGGGGAAGCUAGCUUCUGCGCACGCGUCGGCAGUACUUCGUCACCGUAUAUUAACGAUAUUCUGGGAGGUUACACCGUGUGGGCACCGGCGGCGCUAUUCGGGACAGUCUCUCUUAUCUCCGCGGUGCUGUCACUCUUCCUGCCAGAGACAAGACACUGCACUCUACCGGAAUCCAACGAUUUUUUCUCCAAGAAGAAGGACAAGGAGGCAGACAGAGGAGGAAGCAAGGAAACAUCCCUGGAGGAUGUGAGUCAGGGGGUGGUCAACCUGUCAUACAACCCAGAGACGGGCCAACCGGGGACGGAGAGAUUAUAAUGAGAAUAAUGUACACCCAUCUUGUGAUAGCAAGAUGAUGACUAUCUUUAAACCUCCGUGACGGAUAACCGGAGGGGGAGAGAGCACAGGACUAUAUCCUAUAACAUUAUACUGGGCCUCAAGACCCACGGACAACAAGGACAUAAGGAUAUUCUCCUCCACAACAAACUUUCAAGACUCUGGAAUUCACGGCCAAUUUUAGUACUA
Molecule: messenger RNA, 650 nt
Organism: Homarus americanus (American lobster)
Lineage: Eukaryota; Metazoa; Arthropoda; Malacostraca; Decapoda; Nephropidae
Product: solute carrier family 22 member 21-like
Exons: 3
Coding region: 81-443 (120 amino acids)
Molecular function (GO): transmembrane transporter activity
Source: RefSeq, a predicted model, not a curated record